CGCAACUUCAUUACAUCAUCUUCUUCAACAACAACAAGCAGCGCGUCCUGACGAGAUGUGGAAUGCAAGCCGUCAAUUCCGUCCGAGCAAUAACACGAAAGUCGACCACAUCUCUCCCCCGGCUCUUCAUCAAAAUGGCAUCGUCAGAUCAGACAGUGGACUUGGUCGCGGACAUCGAGAAACUCAACCUGGGUACGGAGAAAAGCAACCAAACGCAUACCAACCAGGCUUCUACGACUCCCAAAGCCCAUACUACUGGCCCCUCCCAGGCACCUACACAUCGCAAACCCCGGCAUCGUGGUGGCAAGAAGAACCAAACAACUACUACGCCAGCGGAAAACCAAGCCCCCAAGGCCAACCCUCCUACUGGGACCAAAGACAGCAAACCCUCCAAGGCCAGUCAUUCUACUGGAUCCAAGGACAGCAACACAGCCAAACCCUACAUCGCACCGCACCGCAGAACCAAAGGACAUACCGGGCAAACAGAGAGCGGACCACUGCCACCCCUUCCUCAUGCGCUCCCCUUCCUCCCUCCCGUGCCUCCGGGCUUUGCACCUCCACCUCUUCCCCCCUAUGCUUCAAGCUUUGAUCCCACGGCUCCAGCGUAUCAGCCAAACGGCUCACUCAGGUCAGUCUCGUUGGAGAAGGAACUUGUAUGUGAACAGAUUAACAUCGAUGCUGCAUCUAGGCCCGAGUACAUGCCGCAACUUCAGACCAACCAUGAUGCACCGUCGACUUCUAACUUUCACUUUGGGCUCCCGGCAACUGCCCCAUACCCGUUGGGACAACCGUCAAUCUUCCUCCCUGGGUGCAUGCCCAGCCCCGCGGAGUGGCAAAUGGCCUUCAGCUCUUUGGCAGUAUCUAAAUCAUCAGCACCGAAGAAAACGCCAGCCCCAAAGCCAUCCCCAAGCUACCUCCAACGAGCCCACUGUCCCGCGCAGCGUGACUCAACCCCCCGGCCCCUCCUCGUCAUCCUCGAUCUUAACGGCACCCUCCUCUCCCGCAACCCUCACAACCGCAGAACCUUCAAAUCCCGACCCAAAGUGGCAGAGUUCCUCGAUUACCUCUUCACCAACCACCACGUCAUGGUCUGGUCCUCCGCCACGCCCAAAAACGUGCGAGACAUGUGCAGCAAACUCCUAACCACAGAGCAAAACGCCCAACUCGUCGCCUGCUGGGGCCGCGACAAACUCCGCCUCUCCCAAGCCGACUACACAGAGAAGGUGCAAGUCUACAAGCAGCUAAGCUGGAUAUGGGAGGACGAAGCCAUCCGCGCGAAGAACCCCGACGCAAACAAGGACAACCAAUGGAGCCAGGCGAAUACGGUGCUGAUUGACGAUAGCGCUUUGAAGGGGGUAAGUGAGCCUUUCAAUCUCGUGCGGCUGGAGGAAUUCACGGCGGCGGCGGGGCAGAUGGAGACGGAUGUGCUGGUGCAGGUGGCGAGGUAUCUGGAGCGGUUGCGCGUGCAGAGGGAUGUUAGUGCUUACAUUCGGUGUUGGCCGUUUGCGUAUGAUGCGAGCAAGAGCUUUGACUGGGAGGGGUUGGUGGAGGAGGAGCAUUAGGUGUCGACUGGGUGGAGGUUUGCGGACCGACUCGGAAGGAUUGCAUUCGGUCAUGGUUCGGAGGAGUUCAUGAUACCCCGUGGGAUGCAUAGCCCACACCUCGUGUUAACAUUCGCAGCGGAACUGCGACUGUCAUCGAGCAGACGCACAAUCAAGGACAGU
Messenger RNA from Neohortaea acidophila, 1724 nucleotides. Its product is annotated as HAD-like domain-containing protein. Gene Ontology annotation, molecular function: phosphoprotein phosphatase activity. Lineage: Eukaryota; Fungi; Ascomycota; Dothideomycetes; Mycosphaerellales; Teratosphaeriaceae. The transcript is spliced from 2 exons. The coding region runs from base 63 to 1562 and encodes 499 amino acids. The record is from RefSeq and is a predicted model, not a curated record.